This is a messenger RNA of Histoplasma capsulatum G186AR, 426 nucleotides long. RefSeq lists its product as uncharacterized. Bases 1 to 426 code for a protein of 141 amino acids. NCBI's taxonomy places the organism in Eukaryota, Fungi, Ascomycota, Eurotiomycetes, Onygenales, Ajellomycetaceae. The transcript has 2 exons. The record is from RefSeq and is a predicted model, not a curated record.
AUGGAUAAACACUCCACAGGAGAGGACGCCGAGUGCCUGCCGUCCCUAAUAUCCGAAGAGAGCAAAUUCAUGAUCGGUAUAUUUGGGAGAACAUCAAGAGCGUUGAACUCCUUUAUAUUUCGAAAGUUAUAUGUGAGGGCGUUCUGGACAAAAGUAAACCAUGUAAACAUCAAAUUAUUCUGGCCUAGUUGGGCUGUCAUGAAAAAGUGUUGGCCCGGCCCCCAAAAGUGGAAAGGGGUUUGGGGACGAAAUCGAAUCUAUUGGGGUAGUAGAGGAACUAGAAGCAAAUGGGUCAUUACCAGAGCGACAGGGCCAGUUUGGGGCCGCGGCAAUUUUUGCCAGCGCCGGUUUUCUUCGUCUUGGUCAUAUUGCAGACCGGGUCGAACGGGGAGACAGCGAAGUUGGAGAGGCUCGCAUUUUCAGUAG